AUGCUCUCGCAUGUUGGGCGGGUAGCGAGUAAACAGGUCUUUGCCCAUUACAUGGUCGGGACCGUCACUGAGGAGCAUGUCCAGCAAGAUAUCAACGAUGCCAUAGCUGCAGGCAUCACGGGUUUCGCUCUCAAUAUUGGCGACCCGUCGGAGUCGUUUGUGAGCGACACGCUCCAGUACAUGUUUAACUACGCCCCCACCGUCGGGUUCUAUCUGCACAUCAGCAUGGAUAUCUGGGCUUCGGGAGAUGCUGACGGAGGCCAUCCCGAGCUCUACAACGAUAUCCUACAGGGUUACGUUGCCAAAUCAGGCUACUACCAAGCAACUGCCGGAAUGCCUUUUAUCACGACGUUCAGUGACGGUGGACUCACUGCCGACGAAUGGGAUGCCUGGAAACUAAGUGCCCUAGCGAACAAGCUCUAUUUCUGUCCCGACUUCGACGGUACCGCAGGCUACAACACAAGUGCUACAGAAUGGUGGGACUACUGGGGGGACACUGUCGAUUGCGUUUUCAGUUGGGACGCGAGCUGGGAGGCUCGGCCGGGUUACUCUGGCUCUGAAGGUCCCGGAUCCAUAGAGAUUGACGAAGUCGUGAUCGCAGGCGCGAAAGCUCGGGGAAAGAACUACAUGAUGGGGCUGAGCGCUUUGCAGUACAAGAACGCGUACUCGACAAAUAUAUAUCGCCCCGGAGAGAUGACACUAAUUAAUCGGAUGGUGAACAUCCUGGGCAUGUCUACGCAGCCAGACUAUAUUGUCGUGAUUACAUGGAACGAUGGUCCAGAGAGCCACUAUGUUGGAAACAUCUGGCCAGAACAAAACACCGAUGCAGACCCUGCACGUUAUGUCAACUCGGACGCUGAGUGGUCUCACGCUGGCUGGCAACCCCUCAUUCACUCCUUCUCCGACGCGUACUUUGCGGGCGGGAGUGUGUCAUCUAUGACUACCCCACUCGGUUACGAUGGAACCGCUCUCGGUGCGAUCUGGUACAAGUCUGUCCUACAAACCUCCACGUGCUCGAGCGGCGACCACCCUGACGGCUGGACACUCGGCAAGGAUCAGAUCAACUGGGCGAUUGUCAUCAAGACUGGUACGGAUACUUCUAACUAUGUUCUGCGCAUCUUCAACGGCGCGAGUACGACGGAGAAGACGGGUCUGACCACGGGCCUCAACUACGGCUCGGUUACCGUCGUUGCCGGCACUCCUUACGCUGAACUGUACGACGGAGACACUCUCGUGUAUAUCGCCUCCGGAGGUCGCGCGGUAUCAUCUGGAUGUCCAGACGGUAUCUUCAACAUGAAUGACAUUGUUGUGGGUCUCGCUGCGGCCCCGGUGAUCGGCUGUUCAUCUCUACAGCAGGACGUACUGGUGAGAAUUUCCUUUGGACUGCGUCGCUGA
Molecule: messenger RNA, 1395 nt
Organism: Stereum hirsutum FP-91666 SS1
Lineage: Eukaryota; Fungi; Basidiomycota; Agaricomycetes; Russulales; Stereaceae
Exons: 7
Coding region: 1-1395 (464 amino acids)
Molecular function (GO): glucan endo-1,3-alpha-glucosidase activity
Source: RefSeq, a predicted model, not a curated record